Molecule: messenger RNA, 2482 nt
Organism: Megalobrama amblycephala (Wuchang bream)
Lineage: Eukaryota; Metazoa; Chordata; Actinopteri; Cypriniformes; Xenocyprididae
Gene: pcdh2a8
Product: protocadherin 2 alpha a 1
Exons: 2
Coding region: 101-2482 (793 amino acids)
Biological process (GO): homophilic cell-cell adhesion
Cellular component (GO): plasma membrane
Molecular function (GO): calcium ion binding
Source: RefSeq, a predicted model, not a curated record
ACGACCACGACGAUUCUAAAUAUGUCAGAUAGUUUGUGAUUUUGAAUAGCAUAAAUGAGUUGACCGCAUCUGCUAUUUUCAGCGGUGUUCAGAGGAAACAAUGGCGAGUGAAAAUAGAAGAACAUGGAUGAGCAAGAUUUUUUAUCUAAUGUUUUUGCUGUUUAAUUCCGGAGGAAAUGCUGCACAGAUAAACUACUCCCUCCAAGAAGAAUCGAAAACAGGAAUCACAGUGGGGAACAUUGCAAAAGACUUAGGGAUUGAUCCGACUUUACUGGAGAACAGGAAUUUACGCAUCGUUGCGGGGACAAAGCAAGAGCUCUUUCGGGUAAAUCAUGAAGACGGCGCUUUGUUUGUGAACCAGAGGAUAGACAGAGAAGAGCUGUGUGCUAAAACCAACCCGUGUCUAAUUCAUCUCAAAGCAGUGAUAGAAAAUCCACUCGAAAUGCACCAGAUAUCAGUUGACAUUCUCGAUGUCAAUGAUAAUCCACCUAGUUUUUUGGAUGAAAACUAUAAAUUGGAAAUACUUGAAUCUGCAAUGACAGGAGCACGAUUUCAGUUAGAAACAGCUCAUGAUCCAGAUAUAGGCUCAAACGACUUGCAGGCAUAUAAACUGAGUCAAAAUCAUUAUUUUCGUUUAGAAACGGAAGACAUGGGAGAUGAAGGUAAGAUUCCUGUUCUCAUUCUACAAAAACCUCUUGAUAGAGAAAAAAGCGCGAGGCAUAAGCUAAUAUUAACUGCGACAGAUGGCGGGAAGCCGCAGAAAUCAACUACUGUAAAUAUUACUAUUGUUGUGUCGGAUAUUAAUGAUAAUACUCCCAUUUGUGAUAAACAAAAAUACACAGUGACUGUGAAAGAAAACGCCCCUGAAGGAACAUUUCUGCUCCGCGUAAAUGCCUCAGAUUCAGAUGACGGAAUAAAUGGUGAAAUUGAAUACUCUUUAAGGAACAAGUUCAGGAACGGAGCAUCGGAGGUGUUUGAUUUAGAUAGUUUAACGGGGGAAUUAAGGAUAAAAGGUGGGCUGAAUUUUGAGGAAAGGCAAGUUUAUGAGCUAAAGAUAGUGGCUGCGGAUAAGGGGGCCGUAUCCUUGUCUACACAGUGUAAUGUGCUUGUUAAUGUUGAGGAUGUCAACGACAACCGGCCUGAGAUUGACGUCACCUCAGUAUCUAGUCACAUUCCUGAGGAUGCUCCUCCUGGGACCGUCGUGGCUCUGAUGGGAGUUACUGACCUGGACUCAGGUAUGAACGGAAAGAUCGUUUGCUCUCUGCCCAAAAAUAUUCCUUUUGAUCUCAAGCCAUCUCCCGAUGGGAACUUUUAUUCUCUGAUAACUAAAGAAUACAUUGACAAAGAAUCUAAAUCGUCUUAUGAUAUCACAAUAACAGCCAAAGAUUUAGGAACACCAUCGUUAUCAUCAACAAGGUCGAUUCGCGUCGAGGUCACGGAUGUUAACGACAACAGCCCUACGUUUACCCAAAACCCAUAUACAUUCUACGUGGUUGAAAACAACAAACCAGGAAUUGCCGUUUUCUCAUUAAGUGCAGCUGAUAUAGACGAAGGUGAAAACGCGCGUGUCUCCUAUUCAAUUGAUCGAGUGAAUUCAGACCAAAGCAUGACAUAUUUCCUGAGUAUUAAUGAGGCGAAUGGCACCGUUUACUCAUUGAAGAGCUUUGACUUUGAGUCUUUAAAAAUCUUUCAAUUCUUUGUUGUGGCCAAAGACUCUGGAAGUCCGUCUCUGAGCAGUAACGUGACUGUGAACGUGUUUAUUCUGGAUCAGAACGACAACGUUCCAGUGAUCUUAUAUCCAGUCAGCGCUAACGGUUCUGCUGAGGGUGUGGAAGAGAUUCCCCGUAAUGUGAACGCAGGUCAUUUGGUGACUAAAGUCAGAGCCUAUGACGCAGAUAUAGGAUACAACGGCUGGUUAUUGUUUUCACUGCAGGAAGUUAGUGAGCACAGUCUCUUUGGUUUGGACCGCUAUACAGGACAGAUAAGGACCCUUCGCUCAUUCACAGAAACAGACGAGGCCCAGCAUAAACUGCUCAUUCUGGUCAAAGACAAUGGGAACGUUUCGCUCUCAGCAACAGCGACUGUGAUUGUCAAAGUUGUGGAGCCCAAAGAGGCUUUUGCAGCUUCUGAUGUGAAAAACGCAGUAAAAGACGAGGAGGAAAACGACGUGACGUUUUAUUUGAUCAUCACUUUGGGCUCGGUUUCAGUGCUUUUUGUCAUCAGCAUCAUCGUGUUGAUUGUAAUGCAGUGCUCCAAAUCUACAGACUAUUCGUCCAAGUAUUUACAGGACACAAAUUACGACGGGACUCUGUGUCACAGCAUCCAGUACAGAUCUGGAGACAAACGGUACAUGUUAGUUGGACCCAGAAUGAGUAUCGGUUCUACAAUUGCACCAGGCAGUAAUAGGAAUACUCUAGUGAUACCAGAUCGCAGGAGGAGAGAUUCUGGAGAGAAGAACACUCGUAUUGGUAAAUGUGUGUAG